Messenger RNA from Strongyloides ratti, 1827 nucleotides. RefSeq names its product Frizzled-5. Gene Ontology annotation, cellular component: plasma membrane. Lineage: Eukaryota; Metazoa; Nematoda; Chromadorea; Rhabditida; Strongyloididae. Bases 1 to 1827 code for a protein of 608 amino acids. The transcript has a single exon. Gene Ontology annotation, biological process: canonical Wnt signaling pathway; non-canonical Wnt signaling pathway. The record is from RefSeq and is a predicted model, not a curated record. Gene Ontology annotation, molecular function: Wnt receptor activity; Wnt-protein binding.
AUGAGAUACGGGUUUAUUAACUGGAUCUCCUAUUUAAAAUUACUUUUUAUAUCUAAUUUUUUUAUAUUUAUAUUUGGAAAAAGAUGUGAACAGAUAACAAUACCAUUAUGUAGAGGUAUUGGAUAUAACUUUACAUCAUAUCCUAAUAGUUAUAAACAUGAAACACAAUUAGAAGCAGCAUUAGAAUUAAAUCAAUUUUAUCCACUUGUUGAGGUUAAUUGUUAUAAACAUUUAAAAUUUUUUUUAUGUUCAAUGUAUACACCAAUAUGUCAGGAGAAUUAUGAAAAAUCUAUAAUGCCAUGUAGAGAGGUAUGUUUGGAGGCAAAAAAAAAUUGUGCUCCAUUAAUGAGACAGUAUGGUUUUAAUUGGCCAGCCUCAUUAUCUUGUUCUGUAUUACCAAAAAUGUCUGAUCAAGGUAGGACAGGUGAAAUUUGUGCAGCACCUCCGGAUACACCAGAUGUUGUGGAAAAAGAUACAAAAAUAGAUAAGUAUGAUAAAAAUUCAUCUAAAAAAAAUCAACCAACAUUAGUAUAUCCUGUUAUUGGUAUUGAUAUAAUUGAAAAUUCUAAUCAAAAAAAAUGUGAAUGUAGUUGUCAAAGUCCAUUUGUUUUUACAGAAAGUAGUGAACAAAGAAUUCAAAAUGUUUCAAAUUGUGCAUAUUCAUGUUUUGGACAGUUACCAACACAAAAAUCAAAAGAUUUUAUUAAUACAUGGAUGAUGUUAUGGUCUGGUAUUUGUUUUUCUCUUUCAUUAUUUACUAUUUUAACAUUUCUUAUUGAAACUAAUCGUUUUCAAUAUCCAGAAAGACCAAUAUUUUUCUUUGCAUUCUGCCAAUUUAUGUUAUCAUUGGGUUUUUUAAUACGUAUAUAUAUUGGACAUCAGGAUGUCGCUUGUAGUGGUGAUUUAAUUAAAAUUGGAAAUCAUACAUUAUCACCAUGUUUAUUAGUAUUUAUAUUAACAUAUUACUUUUCUAUGGCUGUUUUUACAUGGUGGAUAAUUUUAUCAUUAACCUGGGUAUUAGCUUCUGGUUCAAAAUGGAGUAAUGAAGCAAUUGCAGCAUAUGCACCAUUUUAUCAUUUAUUUGCCUGGUUUUUACCAGGUGUUCAAACAUUUUUAGUUAUUAUGCUUAAUGGAAUUGAAGGUGACCCAAUUUCUGGUUUAUGUUUUGUAAGCAAUACUUCACACUUUCAAAGAUCUUUUGUUCUUGGACCAUUAAUUGUUUAUUUCUCAGUUGGAGUUUUCUUUUUAUGUAUUGGAUUUUUAAACUUAUGGCAUAUUAGAUCAGUUGUCAAAAAACGACAAAUAGGAAACCAAAAUGCAAAUAAAAUUACUCAAUUAAUGUCAAAAAUUGGUAUAUUUUCUGUUUUAUAUACAGUUCCUGCAUUAUUUUAUAUACUUGUACUUUUUUAUGAACAAUAUUAUAGACCAUUAUGGGAACAAUCAAAGUUAUGUAAUUGUGCCAAUCAAGUUAAUGAAAAUGAAAAUGCUAUGUAUGCUUUUUCAUUAAUAAAGAUAGCUGCCAUGUUAUUUAUAGGAUGGACAUCCGGAGUUUGGGUUAUUAAUUGUAAAACAUUUAAUUCAUGGAAAUAUGUUAUAUGUUGCGUAACAAGUAAACAUUUAAGAGAUGUACCUUAUCUUAAUCAUAAUAAUUUUGGAUAUAAUACUGUACCAUGUCAACGUACCAGAUUUUGUAAUCCACCAUCACCACAAUAUCAUCAAACAGAAAUUCGUUAUGCUAAGACAAAUGAGGCUAUGUCACCACAAACUUAUGGAACAUUAAGAAGUUACAAUCAUAUGAAUAUACCAAUUGUACCAGAUAAAGUUUGA